Ambispora leptoticha is the source of this 346-nucleotide messenger RNA. NCBI's taxonomy places the organism in Eukaryota, Fungi, Glomeromycota, Glomeromycetes, Archaeosporales, Ambisporaceae. The record is from the annotation of a GenBank genome assembly.
AUGGAAUCAAUUAAACAUCAUUCGCAAGAACAAAUAAUCCAAUUGUUAGAACAUCAAAAAACAAAAUCUCCGCUCGAAUCAAUUAUAAAUUGGGGGCAAACUCUCAACAUCGUCGAACCUUCAAAUAUCACAAUUAAUAACCCUGUUCCAGUUAAUAAUGAGUUGUCAAACUUUAAUUCUCGUCUCAUAGCAUGUCCUCAAAGAGAUUCAUUAUGCUUUACUAAAUUCUUUAAAGAGCUUCGAGAAAAAGAGAAUAUUACCAACAGCAUACAAAAUACUUCAACUAAGCGACAUGCUACAUUAAUUUCAUCGCCACAAUUUAUUCUGAAUAUGCUUGAGAAUAAAA